AUGAGCAAACGGAAUUCUGCAAAUUCAUCAUCUGGAAUGGGUGUGGGUGACGAUUGCAAGCUCAAGUUCUUGGAAUUAAAAGCGAAGCGAAACCAUCGGUUUAUUCUGUACAAGAUUGACGAAACGACACGAGAGGUGGUGGUAGAGAAAUUGGGAGGUCCCCAAGAUAUCGAGGCCUUGCCUGAAAACCAAUGCCGUUACGCUGUCUUUGAUUACGAUUUCGUUACCGACGAGAAUUGUCAGAAAUCCAAGAUUUUCUUCUUUACAUGGGCACCUGAUACGUCAAGGGUGAGGAGCAAGAUGCUUUAUGCAAGCUCAAAGGACAAAUUCAAGCGGCAAUUGGAUGGGAUUCAAUUUGAGCUGCAAGCAACCGAUCUUAGUGAACUCAGCUUGGACAUCAUCAAAGAUCGAGCUCACUGA
Hibiscus syriacus is the source of this 420-nucleotide messenger RNA. Its product is annotated as actin-depolymerizing factor-like. Gene Ontology annotation, biological process: actin filament depolymerization. Bases 1 to 420 code for a protein of 139 amino acids. The record is from RefSeq and is a predicted model, not a curated record. NCBI's taxonomy places the organism in Eukaryota, Viridiplantae, Streptophyta, Magnoliopsida, Malvales, Malvaceae. The transcript has 3 exons. Gene Ontology annotation, molecular function: actin filament binding. Gene Ontology annotation, cellular component: cytoplasm; actin cytoskeleton.